Macroventuria anomochaeta is the source of this 1450-nucleotide messenger RNA. RefSeq lists its product as uncharacterized. Gene Ontology annotation, molecular function: 3'-5' exonuclease activity; nucleic acid binding. NCBI's taxonomy places the organism in Eukaryota, Fungi, Ascomycota, Dothideomycetes, Pleosporales, Didymellaceae. Gene Ontology annotation, biological process: ribosomal large subunit assembly; rRNA processing. The transcript has a single exon. The record is from RefSeq and is a predicted model, not a curated record. Gene Ontology annotation, cellular component: nucleus. The coding region runs from base 234 to 1298 and encodes 354 amino acids.
UGAUUACUGUGGGGUUUGAGUCGCGUCGUGGUGGAUGAUGUCGUGAUGAAGUUGAUGGUGUUGCGGUCCCUUCGUCGCGGUGUUGCCUGCUUUACCGCCUCGGCAGAAUAGUGCGCUAGUGCGGCCGUUCAAACAAAAGUUCCUGCGGGGACUCGAGCAUUGAAACGGCAUCGACGUUGACAACCAGAGAAGGGACGGCAUAUACACCGCUAUGCUGCGCAGGUGACAUCGAUAUGGCACCAGAGCUCAGUUCAAACUGGAAGAGGCUACAGGCCCAACUCCAGGCCUCGAAACCCGCAACAUCCUCGAAAUCUCAGACCUCCACCGAAGAGCCGACCUCAUUGAAGCGCAAGCGAUCCUUCAAGUCCAACGACAGGUCUACAAGUGUAUCCCGGCAAUACUUGAACGAAGCCAAAAAACCUGCACCACACAAGUCUCCUGCAUCGAGGAAACGGCAAAAGAUGGAGGAACCUGCGUCUGUUGGCGCAUCAAUCAAGCAGCACAAUGUCAAGACGCUCACCCGUAGUGUCUCCACACCCCAGCUCAAGCGCACACCACUCAUCACAUCCGAGAAGGAUGCUGCUGUCGCCGACGACAUCCUUACACCUCACCCCGACUUCCCCGACAUCGAGAACGAGGGUGUCUCCGAGACCGCACUACCCGGCAAAUACGUCGCACUUGAUUGUGAAAUGGUUGGUGUAGGCCCAGAGCCCAACCGCGACUCAGCAUUGGCAAGAGUGUCAUUGGUCAACUAUCAUGGCCAUCAGGUCUACGACUCCUACGUUCAAAUGCCUCCCAAGGUUGAAGUCACCGACUACCGCACAGCCGUCUCCGGCAUCGAACCGAAGCACCUGCGCAAAGAUGUCGCACGCACAUUCGAAGAGGUACGCAGUGAUCUCAAGAUCCUGCUUGGAGGACGUAUACUCGUCGGUCACGCUGUGAAGAAUGAUUUGGAUGUCUUGAUUUUGAAGCACGACAAGCGCUUGAUUCGCGACACCUCCAAGUUCUCCAAGUUCCGUCAAUUGGCAACAAAGGCAGGAUGGACACCAGGGUUGAAGAUGCUCACACAGAAAUUGCUUGGUGUGGAAAUCCAGACAGGCGCGCAUAGCUCAGUCGAAGAUGCAAGAGCUACCAUGGCUCUGUUCCGCCUUGAGAAAGACGAAUUCGAGAAGGAGAUCCGCCAGAAGUAUGGUAACGUCAGAAUGCUAGCGGCCGCGCCGGAGGCUGAGGCUGACGGAGAAGCCGAGGAGAAGAAGAAGAGGAACAGGAAGAAGAGCAAAAAGAAGAAGAAGCACUAGCUUCAGGCGUGACGGCACAAUGUUGAUUUUUUCUUGUACAAAAGGAUACCCCGAAAAGUUGGCGGGACAUGACCAUGCAUUCAUUGGCGUUACUGGCGAUAGUAUCUGUCGGCUAUGUUGUUGCACGGCUUGCAUUUGUAUUUGGCUAUCGA